Plasmodium gonderi is the source of this 1620-nucleotide messenger RNA. Its product is annotated as variable surface protein. The coding region runs from base 1 to 1620 and encodes 539 amino acids. The record is from RefSeq and is a predicted model, not a curated record. The transcript has 3 exons. NCBI's taxonomy places the organism in Eukaryota, Apicomplexa, Aconoidasida, Haemosporida, Plasmodiidae.
AUGAUGACAACUUCGGACAAGGAAAAAUGGAAAGAAAUACAUUUUUUAAUAAGAUUUAAUUAUCCAUUUAAUCGAUUUUUACUGCUUCAUUAUCAGGAAAUAUUUCUCAAAGGCUCGCGCACUCAUGAAAUUUAUAACAAAUUUAACAAAGACACCUCCAAUAAUGCGAUUGAAUGCUGCAAAAAAUUUGAACAAACCCAGGAAUCACAAAAUAAUAAAAAAUAUACAUUAUGCAAAAAAAUUGCAAAUGGUUUAAAAAUUUUGUCUGGUAUACAUUAUAGUGAAGCGCGUAUUUUUAGUUGUUUACAUUAUAAAUAUUGGAUAAAUAAUGCAAUUUUAAAUUUUUUUUGCACCAGUGAAGAAUUAUGCAAUGCAUCUGAGCUUAGUAUGUUUUCAAAAGUUCAGGAAUGUGUUAUUAAUGCGACAAAUGAUAAUGGUUGUGAAUAUGAUUUUAAAAACUUAAAUUGGAACUAUGUUAAAAGAAUGAAUGAUCAGAAAUUCUUAAAUGAUUAUUUCAGUAAUUAUGAUAUCAUUAAGAAAAAUUUAAGUAAUGAAUCUAGCAAUAAGCAGGAAUGGAAGGAUUAUCUAAAUUACAUUAUAGACUUGUGUGGUAGAUAUAAUGAACAAUGUUUACAUGAUGUUGAUUAUUGGGAUAGUGAUUGCCCAAAUUAUUUUAAACGUCAAGAUGAGUAUGAUCCAAAAAAAUUACUUUCACAUUUAGAAUGCGAAAAAAUUCAAGGGUCACAAUGUGAAAAAGGAAAAAUGGAUUCUACUGAAUCUUCCAAUAAAAAAAUAAUAACUUUUUAUUAUCUUAAAUGCAAAAAUAGGUAUGAGGGGAAGCCUAUAUUAUGUGAGUUAGUCCCGGCAACUAUGGAAUAUACUGAUGAUAAAGAUGAAAGUAAAGCUAUUGACAUGAAAGCGUUAGAUCUGCAUACAACAUUAAGUAAUGCAUCAGGAGGGGAAACAAUCAGAGGACAAAGUUCAGAAGGAGGGAAACAAAAACAUGAUGUCACUUCAGGUUUACAAAAUAUCGAUGAAGAAAAUUAUAAAAAUUUAAAAGAAGCAGAUGGUAAAACACCGUAUUUAGUAUUAAGUAAUGAUGGAAUUAAAUGGAAAAUACAUGAUAAUGAAACAUUGGAUUGUAGAAACUACCCAUACAAUGAUACUUAUGGACUGUGUAAACGCUUAAGAGAAUUACGUGAUGAAGGAAAAUAUAAAUUAAAUCCUAAUCCUAACAUGGAACAAGCAAGAAGUGUCUUUGAAACAUCAUAUGAAAAUACAGAAGGGGGAUAUGAUUCACCAAAUGCAGGAUCACACAACAAAGAUGGAAAUGAAGCAUCUCAUUUUAAUACUUCAGAUUACUUUUAUAUUUUAUUAAAAACUAUGCCAUUUCGCGUAGGAGUUUUAAUCAUUUUAAUGUUAGGAUUUUUUUUCGUUUUUUUUGUUUAUUAUAAAUUUACUCCAGUUGGCGCAUGGGUAAGAAGUAAAACAGGGGUGAAAAAUAAAAUAUAUCACAAUUAUAAUGGAAAAAAAUCACAGUAUCCACCUCGGGGUGGUAAAAAAGCAAAGAAUACGAGUUCGAAAGGAAAAAGAAUACAAAUUGCAUAUCAGAAUAAGUGA